UUCCCAGGCCUCAAGUUGUUCCACUACUUUUCUGGCAUUGCAUCUGUAUAAGCAACCACCACACAUCCUUGAGGACAUCAUCCACUGGUUUAAUAAUAGAACCACAGCAGAUCAUUGUGCCUUUCAUUCAGACAUGGUGAGCUAUAUACCUUCUUUACUUCUAGCACUACUGCUGGCAAGUUCCCGUCUUGGCACCUGCUUUCGCUUCACCUCCCACGCUGAAACAUGCAGUCCUAGUGGCGAGCUUGUAGGCAAGGCUGGCAACUGCAACACCGAGAACAACUCCGAGUGUUGCCAGGCUGGACGGAAGUACCCUCAAUACCAUUGCUCGCCGACGGUGACCGGAGCCACCCGUGCAACGAUGACCAUCAACAGCUUCGAAGAAGGUGGGGAAGGUGGUGGACCUUCAGAGUGCGACGGUAAGUAUCACAAGGAUUCUGAGAGCGUGGUGGCCCUCUCAACUGGAUGGUACAAUCAAGGUAGCCGAUGCGGGAAAAACAUCAAGAUCAACGCUAAUGGCAACUCUGUGCUGGCUAAAGUUGUGGAUGAGUGCGAUUCUGUUAAUGGUUGUGACGCCGAGCACGAUUUUCAGCCACCAUGUCAUAACAAUAUAGUUGAUGCAUCCCACGCAGUGUGGAAGGCUCUCAAGAUCCCUGAUUCGCAGAUUGGGGACUAUGAGAUUACUUGGUCCGAUGCAUAAUCAGUGAUGAUCUCAUAUUCAAAGCCUAUGUUAUGCAACUAUAAUAAAUUCCAAAGUCACACACUGGCUUUGCCUGCCCUAUGUAUGUUAGAUCAAUCAUAUCGAUAUGUAAUUGAAGGACUAUAGUUGCCUAUAGUCUUGUUUGCUUCAAAGUUCUCUAAUUGCAUGUUAGGUACUGAGGUUUGGGUUGUAUCUUUCGUGUAAAAUAAUAAUCGAUCUUUUUUUCGCAA
Molecule: messenger RNA, 930 nt
Organism: Elaeis guineensis (African oil palm)
Lineage: Eukaryota; Viridiplantae; Streptophyta; Magnoliopsida; Arecales; Arecaceae
Product: kiwellin-1
Source: RefSeq, a predicted model, not a curated record